Adineta steineri is the source of this 3451-nucleotide messenger RNA. The record is from the annotation of a GenBank genome assembly. Lineage: Eukaryota; Metazoa; Rotifera; Eurotatoria; Adinetida; Adinetidae.
UUCUCAAUGCUAUUCUCAUGCUUGUCACAUGUGUUGAUUGUUCAUCAGCUGUUAAUACUCGAAAUGAUCUCACUGAAAUUGAAAAAGAAGUUUGUUUGUCAACAGGAAAAUUUGAAGAUUUCAUCAGUGAAUUUCUGAAUCGAACAUUCCAAAUGAUUGAUACAUUAUCAACUGAAAUGUCUGAUGCUGUUGUUGUUAUUUCUAAAACUAAUGUUGAAGAUCAUGUAACAGAAUUAGCAUUGACAUCAAUGAUGUUUGGUAUUGUUCAACAAUGUAGUAAUAAAAUAUUUCAAAUGGUACGAGAAAAAAUAACAAAUUUUCUUGCUGGAUCAUUUUUUACACCAAAAGUUGGAAAACUUGUUACUGGUCUUGUUCGAGCGAUUCUCAAAGGAAGACCAGAAGAAACACUGAAAUAUCUUCUUCCACAGACAUGUGAACGUAUUGAAAAUAUUAUGAGUCAUGCAGAAACAACAAUAUUAACUGAUCAUAAAGGAGAUACAGAAUUAACAUGGUGUUUAACACUUUUUUCUGAACUCGUUCGUGCUCGUGGUGAUACUUUACUUAUUUAUAAACCAAUGAUUCUAUCAGUUUUUCAUCGAUGUGUUCGUAUUAUUCAUAAAGAAACACAUGACGCUGUUGCAAGUGCUGCAAAAAACAUACUGAAAGCAUUGUCUUAUGUUUAUGCAACUGAAUAUCGAUUAACAACAGAAAAUAUUGAAGAACCAUUUACAGACUUCUUACCUAUUCGAGCAUGGGGUCAACAUGUUGAAUUUGAUAAACUUCAAGUAAAAUUUCAUGUUCCGAAUGAAGACGAAGUUGAUUUUGCAUGUGAAUUUGUUGAGACAUUUAUUUAUCCUGAAUUAGAAUUACUAAAUGAAAAAUGUUCAAAAAUGUCAAAUGAUGAACGAUUAAGAUCGCUUACAAUAAUACGUUUCAUAGCUAUCGGAUGCUUUCGUAUGGUUCCACGUAUCGAUAGUAAAGAAGUAUUAAAUUUAGUACCAUCAGUAGUACCGAUUGAUACUAAAAAGCGACCGAGAUAUACACUCUAUGCUAAAGAACCUAAAUUUAAAGAAAAUUUACGAAUGCGUCUAGUUAUUGAUAUAGGAAAAUUACUUGAUGUUCUUGUUGAAAAUCAUUCUGAUGAUGCAUCAUCUAUAAAAACAGCUUUGAAAAUUUAUUCAAUAACAUCAGUUUAUUUCGGUGUAUUUGAAAAUUUUGUUGAAAAAUUAUGCAAAGAUCUUGAGUCCAUAAAAUAUUCAUUUAAAGAUAAACUCUCUGGUAAACGAAAACAUCCUCGUUUUGUUAUCAUUAAACGAAUUGCAAUACAACUUGAAUUAUUUUCCAUCAGUAAUUAUCAAAGUUUAACUGAAAUUGAUAAACAAGUUAUAUUCAAAUUAUUCGAAUUAUCAAUUCAUCGAUAUGGUGAAGUUCGUCGUAAUGCACAAGUUUAUUUAUUUCAUAUUUUACGACGUUAUCUUUUUUCCUAUCAAGUAAUUAUUGAUCGUAUUCUUGAAUUACUUGAUAAACCAGGUGACGCUGAUCAUGAUCAAAUCAAAGGUUGUCUUUAUAUUCUUCUUGGAAAUGAUUCAAUAUUUAUUCCAACCAAACAUUCAUGGACAUUAUUAGAAAAAUUAUGGCCAUCACUUGCACGUACAAUGCAUGCAACUAAAAUUAGUACACAAAAUUUACUUGAUCGUAUUAUGGAAAAAAUUGGUAAACAAUUUGAUACUCCAGCUAUUAUUGAAGAUACAAAUGAUGUAGCAAUGAAAGCAGCAAUUGAUCUAUGGAGACCAUUAGAUGCAAAUGAACUGCAAUCACGUGAUCAAAUGCGUGAUGAACGAAAUCAAGCAAAUAUUCGUUCGUAUAAUAAUCUUAUGGAAAUAUUAAAUUCAUUAUUUUAUGGUGAUCCAUUGACUUGGCGACAACAAGAAAUGACAAUGGCUUUCAUAUGGUUACUUCUUCAGAAACGAAUUCCAAUACCAUCAUCGUGUAUUCGAACAUUUGUGGAUUUUCUCAUUCAUGAUAAUGUUGAAUUACGAAAGAUUUCUGAAAAAGGUAUUGCCGCAUUUUGUCGCAUACAAAAACCACCACGAUUUUAUGUUGAAAAAACUCUUCAAGAGAUUCUUCAACGUCCAGUUAAUGUUGAUGAAUGUCAUCCAGGUGAUCGAGAUGAUAAUCUAUGGAUAACAAUCAAUGAUUAUAAACCACCAACAUCACAAAUCCAAUGGGAAGAAACAUGUUUUAUGGAUAAAAGUUAUCAUGGUUAUUAUAAAUGGCCAAAAGUAAUUCGAUAUCCAUUAAAUAAACGAGAACGAUAUACAAAAGAAAAUAUGCCUGAAAAUGUUAGAAUUCUGUAUGAAAAAUUUAUUGAUAAAGAUUUUAUAAAUAAAUUUACACAAUUUAUGGUUUUGGAUGAAGAAAAAGGAAAGAUUAAUUUUGAUGCAAGACGGUUUAAUAUGUUUAAAGGACUUUUUCGUAAUUUUGGUUCAGCAUUUGUUGAUAAUUUUAUGGAAAGAUUAUAUAUAUUGAUACAUGAAAAAACGAAAGAAAAACAUGAAGGAAGUCAUCGAGUAGCAGCUGAAAUUGUUGGUGGACUUAUUCGUGGUUCAAAAAAUUGGACAGUAGAAGCGCUUGAUGAAUUAUGGUCAAAAUUAACACCAUUUUUGAAUGAAGUUUGUUCGAAUCUCAGUCCAGAAACGCUUUCUCAUUGGGGUACAUGUUUUAAAUUGGGAAUUGAAGAUGAAGAUCCACGUCGAAUGUAUCGUCCAAUUGAAUUUAUACGUUCAUUAAUAAAUAUACAUCCAACAGGAAAUACAUUUCUUGAAACAUCACGUUGGUAUCUUGUUCAAACAUUAACUAAUUUUGAAUGGCGUGUACCAGCUAUAUGGUGUCUCAUUAAUGAACAAGCUAGAGAUUUACUUGAUCAUCCAUUUAAAGCUUUUCGAGAACGUAUUGCAAAUAUUUUAUCAGUUUCAUUGAGUUUUGAUGUAGCGUUGCCCAAUGGUCAAUCAGUACGUCAUCCAAAUGCGAAUAAGUUUAUUGAUGCAAUGCGAGAACGAUUACAACAAGCAAUUGAAAUUUAUGAAAAAACACCAUUAGCUAAUGUAUCAGGUCAAGUUGUAGAAAUCGAUCCAGAAGCUCGAAAAGCUUUAAAUUUUAUUGAAACAGUGAUACAAUUACAUACACAUUUAUUUACUCGAUGUUUACAACCAAUGAAACUUUCAGUUAUUCGAAUAUUUCCAUUACUUUGCGAAUUAGAAAGUAUUGUUGCAAAUGAUGAUUUUAUUCGUAAAAAUUUAACAAUCACUCGAAUGUGUGUUGCUAUGAGUUAUUUGCAUAUAUCAUUCAUUGAACCAUUAAUCGAACAAUUAGAACAAGUUUGUUCAAGUUCCAAAUGGCAUGCACGUCGUGCUGCUAUUGAGUUUGUACAAAAUAUGAUCUUUUGUAAUCU